CCCACGUCUCUCCCCCAAAGCCACAUCUGAGGACGUGCCUCACUCUCAUCAGCUGCACAGGUUGUAAAGAAAAGGGGUGAGGGGGGGGAAUAGGGAGAGAGGGAGAACAAGAGAGGUAGAGGAGAACACUAGCGACCGCUAGAGAGGGAAAGAGAGAUCAGUUUAGAGUUUUGGUGAGAGAAGGAGGGCGUCCGGGUGUGAAUGAGUGAGGCAGCCGAGAGGAGACAAGUCUUCGGGAGUGGGGCUACACAGCGGUGGGAGGUUCUUCCAGGGAGGUUGUAGUGAUCUUCAGCACAACUCUCCCCUCCUUUCACUGGGAGUCAGACACCCACCUCCCCCCCCAACCCCCCCUCCAGGAUCCAGAACCAUGGAGCCCUCUGUGUCAACCGAGGGCGACGAGGAGCCCAAGGAGAGGAAGAAGAUCCAUUUUGCUGUGCCGACCACUGUGGCCACCAAUCUGGACCCUCGGCAAGUGGAGAUGAUCCGACGCAGGAGGCCAACGCCUGCCACACUAUUUAGAGUAGCCGACCAAUCCUCUCCCGACGAUGAUCAGUCCACCCAUCAGGUAAAGUGGGUCGUGGGAGAGAACGGAGUGCUCAAACCAAAACGUGUCAAUCCAAACGUGUACCAGCCUCCGUCACUCAGAGCUGUGCAGAAGAUGGCCGAAGCACAUAUGCAGCACCUAGGUGUCUACCCCCCUGUGGAAGACCCCUGUGAAGGGGAGGAGGAUGGGGACCACUGGCAGGGAGAGGAGGGAGAGGACACAUCUCCCAUCGAUGCUGCUGAUCACCAAGAGACGGCGACCACCGAGCACUCAGUCAGGUUUUCCAGCGUGAGAGAGACGGCAAAGCAGAUCCAAGCAGCACCGGAGGAGGAGGAAGAGGAGGAGGAGGAGGAGGAGGAGGAGGAAGAGGAAGAGGAAGAAGAGGAUGAAGAAGAAGGAGAUCGAAUCCAAGAAAGGGCCGAGGAGAAUAGCCGAGGGAGUAACUGAAAGAGAGAGAGAGAGACAGAGAGAGGGCGGGUCGGGAGAACUGGGGAGAGUGAAGGUGUUUUGUGGAAUGGUUAAAAUCCAAAGAUCUCAGAAGAGGUGAGGAAACGAGUCUGUGCUGCUUAGGGGACGCGCUUAGACGAGUGAGGAUUAGAGAGAUACUUCAGUGAAAUCCAACAUGAGAGCGAGCAGAGAUCUCUGCACUACUUCACCUCUGAAGAUUGAAGGUAGCGGGGGAUGAAAGAGAGAAAGAGAGAGAACAGAGAGGCAGCUUGUGCGUCAGCAGUCAGCCCGUAUGAGCAAGUGAGGAGUGAGCUACAGACCCUACAGGUCCUGAAGACCUCUGUUUGUUCUGAGAGGGGCCAACGAGGUCGACAUGACCAGAUACCCUGCAGGCCAGUCCUCUCUACCUUCGUGCGUCUGCACAGAGCUACGUUUUCCUUUAAAGGGGGUAAUAGUUCCACAGUAAUCAUACUCAUCAACUCUUUUUAACGCAUACAACCUUUUUCUAAAAUGUUUGAAAGUCUUUGUGUGAUAAAUUCUACACUUUAUUUUAAAAAGAA
This is a messenger RNA of Gasterosteus aculeatus aculeatus (three-spined stickleback), 1551 nucleotides long. RefSeq names its product protein phosphatase 1, regulatory (inhibitor) subunit 1B (gene ppp1r1b). The record is from RefSeq and is a predicted model, not a curated record. NCBI's taxonomy places the organism in Eukaryota, Metazoa, Chordata, Actinopteri, Perciformes, Gasterosteidae. Gene Ontology annotation, cellular component: cytoplasm. Gene Ontology annotation, biological process: intracellular signal transduction. Gene Ontology annotation, molecular function: protein phosphatase inhibitor activity.